Molecule: messenger RNA, 2667 nt
Organism: Cavenderia fasciculata
Lineage: Eukaryota; Evosea; Eumycetozoa; Acytosteliales; Cavenderiaceae
Gene: taf5
Product: transcription initiation factor TFIID subunit
Exons: 5
Coding region: 1-2667 (888 amino acids)
Biological process (GO): transcription initiation at RNA polymerase II promoter
Cellular component (GO): transcription factor TFIID complex
Molecular function (GO): protein binding; RNA polymerase II general transcription initiation factor activity
Source: RefSeq, a predicted model, not a curated record
AUGAAUACCUCUACUCCUCCUCAAAAUACGACACCGACUACACCAUCAUCGUCAUCAUCAUCAUCAUCAUCAACUACGACUACGACAACUAAUACUACUACUGCACCUCCUUCAACCAACGUUGCUGUUGCUGUACCUGUAGUAGCAUCAUCUAGUACUAAUAGUAAUACUACGACGGUAGUAACUUCACCAUCAUCAUCAACAUCAUCAACAACAAAUCCUAUAGUACCUACAACUACAUCAUCAGUGACAUCACCAUCAACACCCGGAAAUAAUGUAACCGUUUCAACACCUUCACCUAAUUCAAUGGCUAAUAUCAUUGGAACUCCAACAACAAUGACUAAUAGUUUAGCUGCUGCUUCUCAAACUACUCCUACUCCUUCUCCUACAACCACAACUACAACUAAUACUACUACUGCUCCAACAACAACAACAAUUACAACGAUUCUAUCAUCAUCAUCAUCAACAUCAUCACCAACACCAUCAACAGCAAGAGAAAAAGAGAUUGAUUUGGCAGUACUAGAGUAUCUAAGAAAGCGAGGCUACUCUAAUGCCGAGAGUGUAUUUAAACAAGAAUCAAAUUUGGAUGAUCCUGCAAUAUCAGAAGGUGGUAGUGGUAGUGGUAGUAGUAAUACAACUACUGCAACAUCAUCAAAUAGUCAUACAAAUGGUACUACUGGAGCAAGUGGUGCAUCAUCAUCUUCAAAUAGUGAAUUGGAUGUCAGUAAUAUAUCUCAAUACCUCUUAUUUUACAAUCAAAAAGAGUAUUUGAAUCCACAAAAAUAUAUGGAUAGUUAUGUAAAGUUGAGAAAUUGGAUUCAUCAAUCUUUGGAUAUCUAUAAAUACGAAUUCCUAUCACUUUUAUAUCCUGUAUUUGUUCAUUGUUAUAUUGAUUUAAUUUCAAAAGGUUAUUCUGAAGAAGCAAUAGAAUUGAUGGAAAAACUUGGACCUGAACAUGAAGAAUUUUAUGGUGAUGAUUUAAAGUUGUUACGAGGUAUUAGAAAUAGUGAUCAUUUAAAGGAAAACGAAUUGGCAUAUACAUUUAGAAACAAUAGAUGGAACUUAAAGAUGUGUGCCUAUUCAUUUGAACUUUUAAUGGCAUUUUUACAUGAAUCUAAAUUUAUUCCAAUCAUUAGUAUUAUAAAUCAAUAUUUUAAUAUUAAAGUUAUAAAUACAAGACCAGGAAUAUUAGAUGAUGAAAAUUUAAUAUCUGGACAAAGUGAAAUUGAUACAAGUAAUGUAAAUUCAGUUCCCAUUUAUAGUGGAUUGUUCAAACCAGAUGAUGAAGAGGAGGAUGAAGAAAAAUCAAAAAAAUUAAAGAAAAAGAAACCAACCAAAGAAGAUGAUAGAUUAUGUAGAUCAAAAUCAAAUGUUCCUUUACCAAAAUUUACUGAUGCAUUUGAAGCAGAAUUAAAUAAUGAUAUAUCAAAAUGUGUAUCUUUAUCAGCAUCUUCAUUACCAUCGAUUUGUUGUUUUACAUUUUUCAAUACCUAUCAAGGAUUAAAUAGUAUUGAUAUUGCUAGAGAUGCUAGUAUGGUAGUUGGUGGAUUUUCAGAUUCAUCUGUAAAAUUGUGGAAUUUAAAGGAAUUGGCUGAAGGUGGUGGAUCGUCGAGUAACGUCGUAAAUACAGAUUUAUCAUCAUUGGAACAAUCAAAUAGUUCAUCAAACAAAAGAAAAACAAUUUCAUCAUCAACUACUUCAACUACUACAACUACUACAACUUCAACUUCAUCUACUUCUAAUUCUACUUCUUCAUCUUCAUCUACAUCAAAUAUUGAUAGUCAUUUUAAAACAUUUGUUGGACAUAGUGGACCAGUUUAUGGAACUUCGAUUAGUCCAGACAAUCAAUUUAUUUUAUCAUGUUCAGAGGAUUGUACCACUAGACUUUGGUCAUUAGAGACCAUGUCCAAUUUAGUGUGUUACAAGGGUCACAAUUACCCAGUUUGGGAUGUACAAUUCUCACCCUAUGGAUAUUACUUUGCAACCGCCAGUCACGAUAAAACAGCUCGUCUUUGGUCAACCAAUUAUCUUUCACCUUUAAGAAUUUUUACUGGUCAUUUAUCUGAUGUAAAUAGUGUUAAAUUUCAUCCAAAUAUAAAUUAUUUGGCAACUGUAUCAAGUGACAAGUCUGUAAGACUUUUUGAAGCACAUACUGGAAAGUGUGUACGUAUUAUGAUGGGACAUAGAGCACCUGUAUACAGUUUGGCAUUCUCACCAGAUGGACGAUUCUUGGCAACCGGCGGUGAGGAUAGUAGUGUCAUCUUGUGGGAUUUAUCAACUGGAAGAAAAAUGAAAACGCUAGAGGGUCACGCCAAGACUGUUCAUAGUCUUGACUUUUCAAUGGAUGGAAAUCUUUUGGCGUCGGCAUCGACCGAUUCAACGGUACGUCUUUGGGAUGUAAACAAAGCACUUACAAGCAGUCUCAGUGUCAAUGGACAACCGAUUAUCGAAACACCAACCAGCAAAUCAAUGGGUGGAUCAUCUCAACAAAAUGCAGCCAACAAAAAAUCCAGACUCAAACAAAAAAGAGUAUCACCAGAAUUAAUCGAAACCUAUCCAACCAGACAAACUCCUAUAUUUAAUGUAACAUUCUCUAGAAGAAAUUUAUUAUUAACUUCUGGUCCUUUAACAAAUUUAUCUUCAAUGUCUUAUUUAACUACUUUUUAA